AUGCAAAGAUGGAUCAGUGCCAUCAACGAGGAUGCGCAGGAGCAGCGUCGUCGUGACCGAUACUUCCUGCCACUGUCCGUGGCAGAAGAAAUCAUUGCAGAGCAACGGCAGCUGACAGAGGAAGAAGCAGCCGAGUCCAAGCGGCAAAAAGCAGCUGCAUCCACAAUCAGGCGUGAGCUUGCAUGUGCCCGCAUAGCAGCUGCUCUUUCUUCGACAUCUGAUUGCCUCAGCACUGGGCUUCUGCAGCUGCGCAAUUGGGUGCAGUACCAGAAGGAUCAGGAAGAAGCCGAAGCCGCUGAAGCAGCUGAAGCCGCUAGAGCCGAAUACGCAGCAGCUGAAGCUGAAGCGGCAGCAGCAGAAACGCAGCGCCUGGAGAUACUCGAGCGUUUUGCUUCCAUCCUUUGCCGCGCGCUGCAGCGCUCUAUGAUCGUUGGCCUUUCACACCUGGGUGUGUCUAAUCGCUGUUGCUACCGCUCGGUAUUGCUUUGCCGGGCGAUACAAAGGGGCCAAAGCGCCAGGGCAGCGGCAAGACAUGAGGCCCUUUCAAAGACAAUGCAGAUGCUAAAGAUGCCUCGAACUUGUGAGGCAAACUUUAGCGCUGCCAGGAACUGUCAGGAAUUGCCACGAGAUAGCAGACUGUCCAAGCGGUACAUGGGUGUUGGGAUUUCUGGUUUCAUUUUUUUCAAAUGCAUUCAUAUAGCAGUGGAUGACUGGAUUCCUGAAGUUUCGCUCUGCUUUGAUUUAGACACUUGUUGCAAGUGUGACAGGCGCAUGUCCAGACAGAUCUGCAUGUGGAGGCAUCAUUAA
Cladocopium goreaui is the source of this 807-nucleotide messenger RNA. The record is from the annotation of a GenBank genome assembly. NCBI's taxonomy places the organism in Eukaryota, Dinophyceae, Suessiales, Symbiodiniaceae.